AUGGAUCUCGCCCGGCUCUUCAACCUCUUCAUCGAUUUGUUAUUCGAGCUCUGGCCAAUCUUCGCAGCCAUGUUUCGCUAUAUCCUCUACGCGUACUUGGUACUAGGCCCUCUGUACCUGAUCUACAAACCGCCUCGUCGGCUCAUCGCCUGUUUUCGACGCCGAUGGCCCGAUGUGCUAUUCUACCAUCCCAUCGAGCAGAAAGUGAUUGCCUUGACUAUUGACGACGCCCCCUCGGCACAUACAUCCAAGAUUCACCGUCUGUUGCAGUGCCACCAUGCAACCGCGACGUUCUUCGUCAUUGGAUCCCAAGUAGACGGCCACCGAGACGAUCUGGUAGACCUUGUCCGCGGCGGGAACGAGCUCGCCAACCACGCCAUGCACGAUGAACGAUCCCGUUCACUCAGUUAUGUGGUUCUCGCGGAGCAAAUCUCCUCCGUCGAGCACAUGAUUCGGGAUAUCUACCGACAGGCUGAGCAGUCCGAUGCGCCGGAGAACUGGUUCUUCAGGCCUGGCUCGGGAUUUUUCAGCACACGGAUGCGCAAGCUUGUCAGCCACAUGGGGUAUCAGCUUGCGCUGGGCGAUGUGUAUCCGCAUGAUGCGCAGAUUCGGCUCGCAAGUCUGAAUGCGAAACACAUCCUGAGCCAAGUCAAGCCGGGCAGUAUAGUCGUGUGUCAUGAUCGGAGAGAAUGGACUCUGCCCAUGUUGAGCGUAGUACUGCCCGAGCUGCGUCGUCGGGGAUAUCGUGUGGUUACGCUGUCUGCUUUGUUGAGAGAGAGAAUGUAUCAGUAA
Messenger RNA from Penicillium diatomitis, 792 nucleotides. Its product is annotated as chitin deacetylase CDA4. Gene Ontology annotation, biological process: carbohydrate metabolic process. Gene Ontology annotation, molecular function: hydrolase activity, acting on carbon-nitrogen (but not peptide) bonds. Bases 1 to 792 code for a protein of 263 amino acids. Lineage: Eukaryota; Fungi; Ascomycota; Eurotiomycetes; Eurotiales; Aspergillaceae. The transcript has a single exon. The record is from RefSeq and is a predicted model, not a curated record. Gene Ontology annotation, cellular component: membrane.